Molecule: messenger RNA, 1356 nt
Organism: Volvox carteri f. nagariensis
Lineage: Eukaryota; Viridiplantae; Chlorophyta; Chlorophyceae; Chlamydomonadales; Volvocaceae
Exons: 8
Coding region: 1-1356 (451 amino acids)
Molecular function (GO): protein binding
Source: RefSeq, a predicted model, not a curated record
AUGCCUUACUACGUUGUCGGACGAGAUUGGCCCGAUAGGUUUUACCCCACCAACGCCAAAUGGCCAGAACCCAACCAGUGGAGCUACUUGCCGGAGGACCGCACAAAGGGUUUCCAUGCAUCAAUAGAAGAAGUAAAGCGUGCCGUCGAUUUGGAAAAGCAGGAGGCUGCCCGUCGUGAGUCGCGGAAGCUGAAGAAGCAUCUCUUCGCUGCCAUCGUGCGGCGCCACACAAGCUACGGUGCCACACCUCUGGGCCUUGCAUCAGCGGUUGGAGAUGAAGCCAUCGUGGCAUUUCUGUUGGACGAGGGUUGCAGCGUUACGGAGGGGGAUCGUGUGGGAGCUACUCCCCUCAUGGCGGCUGCAGCCCGGGGUCACACACAUAUAUGCCAGCAGCUCCUGAACAGCAAGCAGGGGGGCAACCACGGUCGGGCCUACCUGCUACGUCAGCGCACCCGGGUGGCGGGGGAGGUGGCGGUGCACGCGGCGGCCAAGGGCGGCCAUCUGGAUACGCUGAGGGCGCUGCUGGAGGCGGCUACAGCCGCCGGGGCUACAGCCGCCGGGGCUACAGCCGCUGACGGCGGUCCUGACGCCGGGGCUACAGCCGCCGGGGCUACAGCCGCCGGGGCUACAGCCGCCGGGGCUACAGAUGCCGGGGCUACAGCUGCAGGGGCUACAGCUGCUGACGGCGGUCCUGACGCCGGGGUGGGGGCUCUGGAUCGCGAGGGCCGGGACUGCUUCAUGAUGGCGGCCGCGAAUGACCGACCCAACGUCAUGUCGUACCUGCUCCAGAACCAUGGCGUCUCCGCAGCCAGGGCUGAUAGCCUAGGCCGUACGGCACUAAUGCAUGCCGCAGCAGCAGGUGCCGUACAAGCCGUACAGCUAUUAUUAUCGUUGCAGCCUUCCCUGGAGUUGACCCAGACGGACCAUCAGGGUUACGGCCCGCUGCAUCACGCGUGUCUGGGGGGAAGCCUGGAAGUGGUGGAGGCCCUGUCGCAGCGCGGUGUGGCACUGGCGGCCCGGGACCCGGCCUCUCUGGUGCUGCUGCGGCUGUCGUGCAGGUCGGGACAUGGGGCCCUGGUGGACUGGAUGCUUGGUGUGGCGUCGUGGGGUCUUUUGGAGCUGGUGGCAGACGGCGGCGACAACCCCGUCUUCGCUGCCGUACGCGGUGGCAGCAUCCCAGUAUUGGAUGUACUGCUCAAGUACGGCGCACGAAUCGAAUGCCGUGAUCACCGGCGCUUGCGGGUAUGGCCCGGAUGCGACUUCUUGCAGCGGACGAUGCCAUCGACGAGGAAAUGUACAGGGAACUCGAUGAAGAGGCGAUGCGGCGCGAUGAAGAGGAAGCUGCAGCGUGAAUGA